This is a messenger RNA of Momordica charantia (bitter melon), 1097 nucleotides long. It is a transcript of the gene CXIP2, whose product is annotated as CAX-interacting protein 2. The record is from RefSeq and is a predicted model, not a curated record. Gene Ontology annotation, cellular component: mitochondrial matrix. NCBI's taxonomy places the organism in Eukaryota, Viridiplantae, Streptophyta, Magnoliopsida, Cucurbitales, Cucurbitaceae.
GCGUGGCAGCUUCACCUUUGAUUCUUCCAAUGGCUGCCAUCAACCUUCCUCUAAUCCACACCCCUCCGUCUCUUCAGAUUUCAGCAAAAUAUUCUCAAAAUACUUCCAAAUUAUCGACGCUCUCUCAGCCUACUCCUCCUCCUCUCCUCUCCAGUUCCCCCAAGCUCUGCAGUACAGCCAAAUCUCGCGCUUCUAUAUUGAUCGCUUUUGCUGCCAAGAACCUCUCGGAGACUGACCGCAUCUCCGUGCCGGAGACCGCCGGCGAAAUUGCCGGAGAAUUUCCUCCCGAUGCUGGUGUUUAUGCCGUUUACGACAAGGACGGCGACGUUCAGUUCAUUGGCAUUACGCGGAACAUAGCGGGAAGCGUCGUCAGUCACAGGAAAUCGGUACCGGAGCUUUGCGUCGCCGUCAAGUUUGGAGUAGUAGAUGAACCUGAUAGAACAACCUUAGCACAAGCAUGGAAGUCAUGGAUGGAAGAACACAUAAAAGCCACCGGUAAGGUACCACCAGGUAAUGAAUCUGGUAAUGCCACAUGGACAAGGCAGCCACCGAAGAAGAAGCCGGAUCUGAGGUUGACACCCGGUCGACACGUUGAACUUACCGUCCCGUUGGAAGAACUCAUCGACAAAUUGGUAAAGGAGAACAAGGUUGUCGCAUUCAUCAAGGGUUCGAGAAGUGCACCAUUAUGCGGUUUCUCGCAAAGGGUAAUCGGCAUUCUUGAAGCUGAAGGCGUAGAUUAUGAGAGCGUCGAUGUACUCGAUGAAGAAUACAACAACGGGCUGAGGGAAUCUCUCAAAAUAUACAGCAACUGGCCUACAUUUCCUCAAAUCUUUGUGGGUGGCCAAUUAAUUGGAGGUUGUGACAUUCUUAGUUCUAUGCAUGAACAAGGUCAACUUGCUGGGCUGUUCAAGAAUUGACUAUCAAACUUUUAACUUUCAGAAACUAAUAUUUUGUUUAAGUGAGAGUUGAAAGGAGAUGAGAUUCUGCUUGUUUUCAUGCUUUCCCAGUUGCUCCAUAGAAGUGUAGUUUAAAGUUUUCAUCAAGUUGAACAACUAUAAGAUAAGAGCUCUUUUUUCUUAUUCUAUUUCUUUUAUUUA